UCAAUGGCAUCCAUUGCAUCAGCGCAACCCGGAAUUCCGCAGAACAAAACAUUUUGCAUAUAUAAGAAGACUAUUGACAUCUAUCACGCGAAAAGAUAAUACCAGCAUACUUGAGUCUCCUGCAAUGACUUCGGAAAUUCACAAAUACGGUACAGGCGAUGGAUGGCACGGUGUUAUUGAAGAGGGCGGAGAGUUUCCGCCCGAGAAAGACAGAUACCAUCUGUACAUAGGUCUAUUCUGCCCAUUCGCUCACCGUGCCAAUCUUGUUCGCCAUAUCAAACAGCUUACAGACAUCAUCUCUCUUUCAGUAGUAAAGCCGUAUCCCAAAGGUAAGGAUGGAUGGCCUGGAUGGCAGUUUCCAGCUACAGAUGACGAAUACCCUAAUGCAACGGUUGAUCAUCUGUUCGGAAGUAAAUACCUCCACGAAGUCUACUUCAAAGACGACAAAGACUACAAAGGACGGUACAGCGUUCCGUUGCUAUGGGACAAGAAGGCAGGACGGAUCGUGAACAAUGAAUCAGCUGAGCUUCUUCGAUGGCUACCAACCGCGUUCAACUCCAUACUCCCGCCUGAGAUAGCGAAAAUAGAUCUCUAUCCCUCCUCUCUGCGCUCUGAGAUCGAUGCUCUCACGCCGGGCUUACAGUCAGAUAUCAACUCCGGCGUGUACAAAGCUGGGUUUGCUACCACCCAGGAAGGAUACGAGAAAGGAGUCGUACCGCUCUUUGCUGCUCUAAAUAAGCUUGAAGCCCUGCUGCACAAGAAUGGAGGUCCUUACGUUCUGGGCUCAACGUUCACAGAACUUGACAUCAGAGUGUAUGCAACCAUCAUUCGCUUCGACACGGUCUACGUUCAACACUUCAAGACAAAUCUGGGUACCAUACGCCAUGACUAUCCCGUGCUGAACAAUUGGUUGAAGAACCUCUACUGGAAUGUGAAGGGUUUUAAGGAGAGCACUGAUUUUAAGCACAUCAAAGAGAAUUAUACAAAGAGUCACUUCGAUAUCAAUCCACUCGCAAUCACACCUCUGGGCCCAUAUCCUGAGGUCGAAGAAGGCUAUGAAGAGAAUUGGAGUACACUGAAGGCCGGUAGGGUGAAGCAUCCUCUAGUAUUGGAUACCGAAAGCAAGCUGUGAAUGUGGCAGGAGAAAGAAAGGGGUUGCAUAGAGCGCUUUUGAUACUCGCUACACUCAAUAGUGAGCCAUCAUCCACGAAUCUUGAUAUUUUCUCCCGAGGAACGACGCCUAGUGCAAUAUUAUGAUUCAGGAAGAUAUAGAGAUCGGGAUUGGCGCUGGUUGGUUUCUCUGUACUUACUUGUAAAGAUAUGUUCCCGCCUCAGAGGGUGCCUCAGAAAAGUUUCAAUUUCAGCAUUCAGGCUUUCGUAACACCUGAAUUGCCAGUACAUGAGAUCUUCUCCCUCAUACUUCG
Molecule: messenger RNA, 1424 nt
Organism: Aaosphaeria arxii CBS 175.79
Lineage: Eukaryota; Fungi; Ascomycota; Dothideomycetes; Pleosporales
Exons: 4
Coding region: 125-1132 (335 amino acids)
Cellular component (GO): cytoplasm
Molecular function (GO): glutathione transferase activity
Source: RefSeq, a predicted model, not a curated record